This is a messenger RNA of Lipotes vexillifer (Yangtze River dolphin), 1472 nucleotides long. It is a transcript of the gene POU4F2, whose product is annotated as POU class 4 homeobox 2. The transcript is spliced from 2 exons. Gene Ontology annotation, molecular function: RNA polymerase II cis-regulatory region sequence-specific DNA binding; DNA-binding transcription factor activity, RNA polymerase II-specific. The record is from RefSeq and is a predicted model, not a curated record. Bases 246 to 1472 code for a protein of 408 amino acids. Gene Ontology annotation, biological process: regulation of transcription by RNA polymerase II. NCBI's taxonomy places the organism in Eukaryota, Metazoa, Chordata, Mammalia, Artiodactyla, Lipotidae.
AGUUUCGCAUGCCCAGGUCUGCAGCCAGCGCCAAGCGGAGCCCAGCAACAGCGCAGACUGACCUCGUAGCCAGCGGUGGAGCGCGUAGCCGGGUCAAGGCGCGCCGAGCUCCGAGCGGCGGCGAGUGAGCGCAACUCUGCCUCGCUCUUCCCCUCUCCGACUCUCGCCCAGCGCUUCUGCGGAGGGUCCCGGCUACCGGGGCCAGUUGCGUGCGCCACAUACAAGCGCGCGGGCAGGCCGGGAAGAUGAUGAUGAUGUCCCUGAACAGCAAGCAGGCGUUCAGCAUGCCGCACGGCGGCAGCCUGCACGUGGAGCCCAAGUACUCGGCCUUGCACAGCGCCUCGCCCGGGUCCUCUGCACCCGCGGCGCCCUCCGCCAGCUCUCCUAGCAGCUCGAGCAAUGCUGGCGGCGGUGGCGGCAGUGGCGGGGGCGGUGGAGGCCGGAGCAGCAGCUCCAGCAGCAGUGGCAGCAGUGGCGGCAGCGGCGGGGGCUCCGAGGCGAUGCGGAGAGCAUGUCUUCCAACCCCACCGAGCAAUAUAUUCGGCGGGCUGGAUGAGAGCCUGCUGGCCCGCGCCGAGGCUCUGGCGGCGGUGGACAUCGUCUCCCAGAGCAAGAGCCACCACCAUCACCCGCCCCACCACAGCCCCUUCAAGCCGGACGCCACCUACCACACCAUGAAUACCAUCCCGUGCACGUCGGCUGCCUCCUCUUCGUCGGUGCCCAUCUCGCACCCGUCCGCGCUGGCUGGCACGCACCACCACCACCACCACCACCACCAUCACCACCAUCAGCCUCAUCAGGCGCUUGAGGGCGAGUUGCUGGAGCACCUGAGUCCCGGGCUAGCGCUGGGUGCCAUGGCGGGCCCCGACGGCGCCGUGGUGUCCACUCCAGCUCACGCGCCGCCCAUGGCUACCAUGAACCCCAUGCACCAAGCCGCUCUCAGCAUGGCCCACGCGCACGGGCUGCCCUCACACAUGGGCUGCAUGAGCGACGUGGACGCCGACCCCCGGGACCUGGAGGCGUUCGCCGAGCGCUUCAAGCAGCGACGCAUCAAGCUAGGGGUGACCCAGGCCGAUGUGGGCUCCGCGCUGGCCAACCUCAAGAUCCCCGGCGUGGGCUCGCUCAGCCAGAGCACCAUCUGCAGGUUCGAGUCCCUCACGUUGUCUCACAACAAUAUGAUCGCGCUCAAACCCAUCCUGCAAGCGUGGCUAGAGGAGGCGGAGAAGUCUCACCGCGAGAAGCUCACCAAGCCGGAGCUCUUCAACGGCGCGGAAAAGAAGCGCAAGCGCACGUCCAUCGCGGCGCCGGAGAAGCGCUCGCUCGAAGCCUACUUCGCCAUCCAGCCGCGGCCCUCUUCCGAGAAGAUCGCCGCCAUCGCCGAGAAGCUGGACCUCAAGAAGAACGUGGUGCGCGUCUGGUUCUGCAACCAGAGGCAGAAACAGAAAAGAAUGAAAUACUCCGCGGGCAUUUAG